Boeremia exigua is the source of this 1593-nucleotide messenger RNA. RefSeq lists its product as uncharacterized. NCBI's taxonomy places the organism in Eukaryota, Fungi, Ascomycota, Dothideomycetes, Pleosporales, Didymellaceae. The transcript is spliced from 2 exons. Gene Ontology annotation, cellular component: cytosol; mitochondrion. The record is from RefSeq and is a predicted model, not a curated record. Gene Ontology annotation, biological process: glycolytic process; intracellular glucose homeostasis; glucose 6-phosphate metabolic process. The coding region runs from base 1 to 1593 and encodes 530 amino acids. Gene Ontology annotation, molecular function: mannokinase activity; glucokinase activity; ATP binding.
AUGGUCGCCUCCCAGGACGCUCUCGCCGAGCUGACAAGGUGCCUGGACACCAGCACUCUGCUCGACCUUGCUCGCCGGUUUUCGGAGACGUACACAAGCCUUGCGAAGACCUCUACGGAACAUUUUCUCACUACGCCUUUGACUGCCUUGCCGGAUGGGAAAGAGCAAGGCACGUUUCUGGCUAUCGAUGUUGGUGGAUCAAAUUUAAGAGUGGGUUUUGUUGAAUUGACCGGAGGAACCACAGCUGAUCAAGGGAAUGACGAAGUCGAGGAUGCCACAUCUACAAGAAUCAGAAGAAGCCAUGACAAGAGCUGGCCGAUUGGAGACCACCUGAAGAUGGACCAGCCAGAAGACCUUUUCGGGUGGAUCGGCGACUGCAUGGCUGAGGUCAUUAGAGAAGCAAUCGACUGCACUUCAAUCCCAGCAGACCGCGAUAUCUUACUGGGCGUCACCUUCAGCUUUCCAAUGGCCCAAACGCAUCUGUCAGAAGCCACGUUGCUGCCCAUGGGGAAAGGCUUCGCCAUCGCCUCAAACCUGAAUCUAGGUGAGAUGCUGCUUACCGGGUACGCCCGCCACUGCACAGAAAGUACACCAAACGGAGCACUCGACAACCCUACUACCUUGCCAAAGAUUGAGGUGACAGCCAUAACCAACGACACAGUAGCAACCUUCGUCUCCCUCUCCUACGCCAUCAACCCCACGCCCCACAGCCGCGUCGCCAUGGGCCUGAUAGUCGGCACCGGCACCAACGCCACCGUGCCCAUGCGCCCACACACCCUGCACCCCUCGAAACAGCACCAAAUCCCUGCUCACCCCUCCCCCAAAACCGUGGUCAUAAACACCGAAUGGACGAUCCGCGGCACCGACUCCCCCCUCACCGCACUCAACCUCAAAACGAAAUGGGACAAGACGCUCGACGCCGCAAGCGACGCGCCAGGGUUCCAGCCAUUCGAGUACAUGACCUCAGGGCGGUAUCUGGGCGAGAUCGUACGGCUAGCGUUCCUCGACACACUGGGCGACUCCGACCACGCCGACAACGCAGACAACGCAGACGCAGGUUCCGCCGGCCCGCUCAGCGUCCCGGAGGCACUGACCCACCGCCACGCGCUGCCGACGCACUUCCUCGCCGCGACCGUGGCCCGCGCAGACCCCCAGCUACCCGAAACACUGCGCGCGCAGUUCCCCUCGCCCGACGCUUUUUUCUGGACCCCGGCGCGCGUGCGGCUGCUGUGCGACCUCGCGCGCGCGGUGCAGCGGCGCUCGUCUGCGCUCAUCGCCGCCGCGUGUCUGGGGCUGCUGAGCUGUGUGGGGGAGAUCGAUCUCGAGGCCCCCGAUCUCGAGGCCCCUGCCACGAAUGGCACGGCGAACGGCACGCGUAUCGGAGAAGAGAGAGACGAGGAGGAGGAGCUGGUAAUCGCGUACACGGGCGGCACGAUAGCGGGGUAUCCGGCGUACGUGAAGGACUGUCAGGCGUGGAUUGAUGGGGUGCUUGGGGAGUGUGCGGCGGGGAAGAGGGUUGUGCUGCGGGAGGCGGUGGAUGGGGGGAUUGUUGGGGCGGGGGUGUUGGCGGGGAUGGGGAGUCGGGGGGCGUGA